GGAACACAAACUUCGGUUCAGACCGGGUCAAUAGAGAGACAAACGGAGCACCUAUAAAACUCGUUCAUCUUCCCCCAAUCGAAAAGGCCCUAGAUUAUCACAGAGCUGGUUCGUCAUUCUUCUUCGUCGCAAAUCUCACAAUCGUUAGAGAAACCUAUCGCCUCUAUUCAAAGAUGUCGGAAGCACCAUUUAGACCACGUGAAAAGCUUUUUGAGAAGCAAAAAUAUUUCCAGAAUAUCCCCAAGCAUACCUACUUGAAGGGACCCAUGGAUAAGGUUACAUCUGUGGCCAUACCUCUGGCUUUGGCUGCAACAUCACUUUAUCUGAUUGGACGAGGGAUCUAUAACAUGUCGCAUGGAAUUGGAAAGAAAGAAUGACCUUGGAAUUUUGAAUUGAGGAGGUGGGCGAUUUGCCACAUAAAACAACCAUAGCCUCCUUAAUAUAGACCACUGGUUUUCUUUGCAUUUAUGUUUGUUCUCUUAAUAAAAUUUCUUAGUUGCAGAUUUUGACUGCCAUUGGGGUUUAUAACUUUAUAAUUAAAGUUGUUCAUUGUAUGUUCUAUAAAAUCAAAUUGGUUGAAUUGGCUCCGACUGCUGGUUUCAGAUUCUGGUU
Vigna unguiculata (cowpea) is the source of this 612-nucleotide messenger RNA. RefSeq lists its product as uncharacterized. The record is from RefSeq and is a predicted model, not a curated record. Lineage: Eukaryota; Viridiplantae; Streptophyta; Magnoliopsida; Fabales; Fabaceae.